Messenger RNA from Sitophilus oryzae (rice weevil), 4332 nucleotides. RefSeq lists its product as uncharacterized. The transcript is spliced from 14 exons. Lineage: Eukaryota; Metazoa; Arthropoda; Insecta; Coleoptera; Curculionidae. The record is from RefSeq and is a predicted model, not a curated record. Bases 126 to 2633 code for a protein of 835 amino acids.
GUUCUCCACCGUGCUCUAAACAGAAACGAGGCGCGCGAUUUGUUUCCAAGUCGUACCAGAUACGUACGUUCGGUACGCCGCGAACUUAAUUCGUUUUUACGCAGACUUUGAGUUAGUUCGGGAUAAUGACGUGUAGAGGGAGGCAACCCUUCGGGGUUGUACUCCGUGUGUUGGUGGUACUCUGUGGAUGCUUGUUUCUAUUUGAACAUACACAAGCCCAAGAAGGACGAAGUUGUAGCUAUCCAGGUUCGCCAGCUCAUUCGUCGGUACAUUUUUCGGACGAUAAUCUUGGUCCAGAAACUGUGGCGACCUAUACGUGUGAAAAUGGAUUCGAAUUACUAGGACCCUCCAGAAGGGUGUGCGAAAACGGGGUAUGGUUACCCGAGGGCAUACCAUUUUGUGUUCUGAAUGUUGCCGCUGGCAAAGCACCAAUGCAAGUAUCCAUCCAGGGAACGGGGAUACCACAAAAAGCCAUAGAUGCCAGUACUAGUGCCUUUUUUAACAGCGAAACUUGUACCUUGACGAAGCCCGAAAAAGCACCUUGGUGGUACGUCAACUUGCUCGAACCAUACAUGGUACAGUUGGUGCGACUGGAUUUUGGAAAACCCUGUUGUGGUGCCAAUAAACCAGCCACUGUUGUGGUAAGGGUAGGAAACAACAGACCGGACUUAGGUAUCAACCCGGUUUGUAACAGGUUUACCGGUUUCCUGGAGGAAGGUCAACCCUUAUUUCUUCCCUGUAACCCGCCUAUGCCUGGUGCUUUCGUCAGUGUCCACUUGGAAGUACCGGUAGCCACUCAGUUAUCUAUCUGCGAGGCUUUUGUUUAUACUGAUCAAGCACUGCCCAUAGAAAGGUGUCCAUAUUUAAGAAACCAACCUCUUGGCACUGUUGCCACAUAUAACGGAAAAUGCUACGGAUUCUACAACGAACAGCCUUUGAAGUUUUUGGACGCGUUGCAGUACUGUAAAAAACGCGGAGGUACUUUGAUUGAUGAGAGUAAUCCAGCACUUCAAGGAUUCAUCAGUUGGGAGCUCUGGAGAAGGCACAGGAGUGAUUCGAAAGGACAGUACUGGAUGGGGGCGAUUCGAAAUAAACAACUUGGCGGAUGGCAAUGGUUAAAAGGUGACGAAGUAACCCUUUCAUUCUGGAAUUCACCCGUUGGAAAUGGAGACUGUGCCAGAUACGACGGUACCAAAGGAUGGUUAUGGUCAGAUACAGAUUGUAGCAUGAGGCUAAACUUCAUCUGCCAAUACCAACCUGUGGCAUGUGGAAGACCAGAACAACCACCAAAUUCGACCAUGAUAGCUAGAGAUUUCAAUGUGAGUUCUAUAGUAGAGUAUGCUUGUGACGAAGGGCAUUUACUAGUAGGUCCGAGUACGAGAACAUGCUUGGAAACGGGAUUUUACAACGAAUUUCCGCCAGUGUGCAAACGUAUUCAAUGUGGAUAUCCUGCUGAUAUUCCCAACGGUGACUACACCUUGGUGAAUGAUUCAGUUGGAUAUUUAAGCAGAGUGAUCUACAGCUGUGAUGAUGGCUUUGAAAUGGUGGGAAGAGCACAGUUAGCCUGUGAUAUUGAUGAAAGAUGGAACGGUCCACCACCAAGAUGUGAACCCGUUCAGUGUGAACCACCUCUAGAAAUAACCAACGGAAUUUUACAGUUACCAAACAACGACACAUAUUACGGUUCAACAGUGAAUUACAUUUGUAACCCAGGUUACAAACUGGUAGGACCCAACAAGAUUACUUGUAUGGCAAAUGGUCAAUAUGAUUCUUUUCCACCAUCGUGUGAAGAAGAUCCAGCUUUAACUUCAACCACUCAGGAGGUUACAAAAGCUACCAGACCACCAACAGUACCAACAACAACGAUAAGAACAAGAACCAGAACUCCUAGACCACCCCCCACAACCAUAAAAGCUUCAAAUGAUGUCAUAAGGUUAACAUCAAGAACAAGAAAACCGUCAUCUACUUCGGCUACUACCACAACAGUUGAAAUUACUGACAGACCUUCUAUUAUUAUAGCAGCACAUCCACAAGAUAAUGAAAUAGCAGGUAGUUCCAAUAUACAGCAUGGUGAGUCCCCCAACGUAAAUAUACCGUUGUCAAUUGAUGGUGAACGUCGGGAACCUUUUGGUGCCAGACUCAAUGUGGGUGCCAUCAUAGCUUUGGGAGCAUUUGGUGCCUUCAUUUUCCUAGCAGCUAUAAUUACUACUGUUGUAAUUUUAGUUCGAAGGAAUCGAAGUGCCAAACACUACCGCCACAGGGCAUCCCCCGACUGCAACACCGUAGCCUCCUUCGACUCAUCCAGCUCAGGCUCAGGAAACGGCGGACUGAACCGGUACUACCGCCAAGCCUGGCAAAACCUGCACGAAUCAGCAGGCUCAAAGUCCGGACUCAAGGCCAGCGCAGCCCGCACAAAUCACCAGGGCAACCACUCGCCUCUGCGUCGCAAGGAGACCUUGGACGAGCCGAUGCGCACCGAGCGGCAACGGGACGCUUCGGAAAUGGUCGUGAACGAGGCGUACGGUGCGAAGGUGGCCGAAAGGAAGCGACACCAUCAUCACCACCAUCACCACAAGGAGGGGAGAGAGUGGGGGGCGAGUAGGCCGCCCCCUGGCGGGCAUAAACGGUACUGACGGCCGUGCAUGGUGACUAGGGUGGAGUUUGAAGGUGAGGAGGUGAUACUAGGUCGAGUUACGGUGGGACUAAUAUAGAAUUAUUUAUUGAACUUUUUUUUGUAUUUAGCGGUUUAUUGAUAGUUAUGGUGCCUGGCCAUUCUACAUCAGUGGUUUGUAUUUUAAUGCACAAAACUGUAAAGUUUGUUCCCUAUAAUGAAAUGAGGAUUUUUUAUCCACAGUAUGUCUCCGGAUUGUCUUUACAAAAGGAAAAUCUUUUUUAUUAUUGACAUUUUGGUGUAAAUGCAUUGUUCAGAAAAGUUUUUACUUGAUUUAAAAUGAUUAAUUCCGUUUAUACUUUUCCAAAUUUCCAUACCGUUUUAUAGAAAAUAAAAAAAAAGACAUGAAAAUGUAGAUGAUUUUUUCAAAGUCCUAUAAAUCAAAACGCGUUUCUACGGCUAUAGAAUUUCAUUUUCAUUCUUUGAUAGAUUAUUGACAGAAUUUUGAUUAACGUCAAAUUUUUUGCUGUUUGAAAAUCUUAAAGAAUCACAAAAUUUAUUUAUUUUAAUGCUACAGAAAGGGGAAUAAUAGUUAUCAGAAAAUGUAAUACUUUAACGACAUUAACAAAUAUGACGUUAAUCAAAAUUAAUUAUAACGGUCUAUCAAAGAAUGAAAUAGAAAUUAUAUUACCAUAGAGAGACCUUUUAAUUUUUACGUCUUAGACAAAAUUCUUAAUGAUUAACCAUUUUAGAACAAGCAAAAAUUUUAAAGAAGAAUGGAUUUUUCCCAAAAUGACAAUAAUAAAAUAGUUUUUCUUCUUGUAAAGACUUGUAAUAACUCUUUACUUUGAAAAAUAUUUCGAUUUAAUAAGUACCAAAGUCAAAAAAUUCACGUGAAUGCAUUGACAUAACUUGUUUCAAUCAUUUGUUGAUUGCUGUGUAUAAGCUCUGUUGAUCGCUGUUGAUAAGCUCUCUAUAAGAACUGCUGUAUCUACUAUUCGAAAUGCCUACGCAUUUCCCUCUUUUUUUAACAUGACUGAUUUGUUCAUUCGAUAUCUGUAUCAUUGUCUAAUAUGUUGAUAUCAAAACCACAGAUUUAGGAUGACUAGGCAUCUAGAUAAACUCUUACUUGUCUCAGAAAAAGACUACUUACCUUGAAUGAGAAUGAAGUUCGAAAAUUGUCUUAGUAAAGCAAAACUUAACAAUCUUUUAUGAUAAAAUGUUUAAAUGCGUAUCAUAAUAGACAGAAUUAUGAUAAAAAAGUACCUUAUUAAAACUAUAACUUUAUCUUGAUUAAUCAAUCUUUAGUUAACGAGAAUAUCACAUAUCUUUACACUUAAAACCCUGUUAAUGGCAAAUUUUGUUUUUUUUUCUAUUCUUAUAGCAGUGCCAUUUAAAAACGGCAAUAAAUCAUAUUUUAUAAAUAAAAUAUAUUUUAUGUUGUACAUAACCUUAAUAAAAAAAAUCGUGACACUUUUUGUACGAAGUAUAAUAUUCAGAACAAUAAAAAAACAGUUUAUUUUUUUAUUAUUCUGUGUGAUGACAGAACUGUCGCAAUUUUUAAACACACAACUCUAUUUUUUUUAAGUUAGUAUUAUGUAGUUUAGUGUUAAUAAUUAAGUAAGUUUAAGACAUAGAAAAUUUUUAUAUUUUAUUGUUAUGUGUAUCAAAGAUAGCAACUUUUGUAAGAUACUUUUUUCAAACAAGUUUUUUUUAAGUUA